AUGCAUUUACAACUUACACUCAUUGCUCUGGCGUUUAGAUAUUCCUUUACAUCAGUUCUCUCCUUGCCUACCAAUGGUAUCGAAUCAUCUCCUCAAACUCAUCUCAGUCAAUCUAUUCAUAGGCGAACGGUAGAUCCCCUUGAGAUUUCUCACAUAAGAGAGGAAACAAGCGCAGAACUCCUUCCAUCAAUCUUUAGUGCUGACGGGGUUGUAUCCUACAAAGGCUCAUUCAACCCGCGCCCUCGUGUAUUCACUUUCAGAAAUGGAGAACCGAUUUCUUACGAUAUCCCCUCAAAAAAAAUGAACGCAGCAACUGAACAACGUCAGUUUCGAGAUGAAGUAUCUGAACAGAAAUCCGCCCCUGACAAGAAGAUCGACACCAAGACGAGAUUACAAGUCUAUUCGGAAGAAUGGGUGGCCCAAAAGCUUGCACCUGAGGCAAUGAUCCGAUUUGGAGAAGCCUUAAGAAUCAACAACAAUGAAGUAUAUCCUCUGACAGCACAAUCAUUUGAUGUUUUAAAAGCCUUACCCUCCGACUUAGGCUGGGAUGAACAACAAGCGAAACAAAAAACGGCUAAUGUGCUUGAGUGGUACCGAACGAACAAAGUGGCUUCAUUAGCUCAUGAACAGCAAGAGAUCUUGGACUUCAACCUUGCAAUUGCGAAUUUAGAUCAUCGACCUUGGUGGACCGAAGAUGAUAUGCAAGCUUGGCAAACUACCAAUAUGCCUUGGAAAACCAUCACUCAAGUCGGUAGCAUAUUAGAGCGUAAAGUAGAAGAUUCUAUGUCACCAGAAGAACUCAAUAAUGUUAGAAAUGAAAUCCUAACCGUCCUCGAUAACUUUGCCGCUCACAACGAUAUUGAAGAAGAAAUUGAAGGUACCGAUAGUCAAUCUCGUGGAGCGAUAGCUGUUGCACUCAAACAAGUUACCGGAGCAAACAAAGCUUCUAAAUCAAAAACAAUUUACCCUGAAUUUGAUCAAAAACUUAAAUUGAUCGGACCCCAACCUGAUGAGAUUAAAGAAAUCAAGAUCUUUUUAAAAAAUCAGAAUAGUGGUCUGCUUCAUUUAAAUAAAAAGUUUCGAGUUUUAGUUCAUAUGCAAUUACUUCUUAAUGGAAUUCCUUAUGAUAUUGCAGAGAAAUAUGCAAAGGCUUAUAAGACCGUUAGUGCUGCUUAUUUGAGUCUCGCUACGGGUGGUAUGGACAUGCUUUCAGCAAUGAAAGAAAUCCUGCCGAGAGAUGGGGGAGGGAAAAUAUAUCAUAUGGCUACCUACAACGCUUUAAAGAGUUUUUUCGCAGACAUUUAUGGUCCAAUGAAUGUGGCCGUCGUAAAUGGAAAAGCUUCUAAGCUGUUGCGUCUCAAUGAGAAGAUAAUAAAAUAUCAUAUCACUUGGAUGCCCCCGUUAGGGCUGUAA
Melampsora larici-populina 98AG31 is the source of this 1413-nucleotide messenger RNA. RefSeq lists its product as uncharacterized. The transcript has a single exon. The coding region runs from base 1 to 1413 and encodes 470 amino acids. NCBI's taxonomy places the organism in Eukaryota, Fungi, Basidiomycota, Pucciniomycetes, Pucciniales, Melampsoraceae. The record is from RefSeq and is a predicted model, not a curated record.